CGCGUCGUGAAGCUUGCUAGCUCUGUGCCUGACCAUGUCUGCGGUUUGGAAUUAUUUCCAAGUGUCUCCUUCGGAUAUUAAACUGGCGAUUUGCAACGACUGCAAAGCGAUGGUUAUGCGAGGCGGAACCAAGACUUCUUCCUUCAAUACUUCGAAUUUAAUCUCCCACCUCAGGAUGAAUCAUUCAGAGAGAUACGCGGCAUUUGUACAGCAAAGUAAUGAAACGAAGCAACAGAGACAGGCUGCACUGAAAAAAAACACUCAGUUGACGCUUAAAGAGUCAACCGAGAAAAAACAAAAAUACAACAAGGACCACCCCAGGGCGAAAGCCAUCUCUCAGAAAAUCAUGGAGUGUAUCGCACUGGAUAACCAGCCCUUUUCUAUCGUGCAAGACGCCGGAUUCACCAAACUUGUGGAGUUCCUCGAGCCACGCUUUGCCAUGCCCAAUCGCAAGUAUUUCUCAGAUGUUUGCUUACCUGAGCUGUACAGUGUUGUUUACAGCCACGUCGAGAAGCUAAUUGCUGAUGCUGUAUCCAUUAGCUUCACAACAGAUAUCUGGUCUUCAAGCGUUAGCCAGGUUAGCAUGUUGAGCUUGACUGCUCAAUGGCUAGAUAAGGAUUUUGUGCUUAAAAAGUCUGUGCUUCAUUCUCAAGAGUGCCGUGGGUCUCAUACGGCAGAAGCAAUCGCAUCUGCUUUUGAAGGGAUGUUUGAAACAUGGAAAAUCUGCAAGGAGAAAGUGCAUGUAGUAGUCAGAGACAACGCACGCAACAUGGCCAAAGCUACGUCAGAGUUUGGUGUCCAAAGUCUGCCCUGCAUGGCGCACACCUUGCAGCUCGCAGUGAAUGGAGGUGCCCUGUCUCAACGCAGCAUUGCAGAUGCCCUGGCUGUGGGGAGGCGAGUUGUAGGCCACUUCAAGCACUCACCGCUUGCUUGCAGUCGUUUUGAAGACAUACAAAAAGAACUCAAUAUGCCUGUGAAAAAGCUCCAACAAGACGUCCCCACCAGGUGGAAUUCGACCUAUUAUAUGAUGCAGAGCCUGGUGGAGCAGAAGAGGGUUUUAAGUGCGUAUGCUGCUGAUUAUGAACUCCCAACAACACUGACAGCAACUCAGUGGGGAAUUUUGGAGAAGAUGACCACCGUACUGGAACCCUUUGAACAGCUAACCAAGGACAUCAGCUCUGCGGAGGCCACUGCUGCAGAUGUCAUCCCUGGUGUGGUAUCCCUGACACGGCUGCUCGCCAAGAUGGAUGAAUCAGACAAAGGUGUGCAAACAGCCAAACAUGCUCUAUUGGAAGCUGUCAGUAAACGCUUUAAUGGUGUGCAAAGUGAACCUCUUUAUGCAAUUGCAACCAUGGUUGAUGCUCGUUACAAAGACCGUUAUUUUGACCUGGACAACAAGGAAGGAGCACGGAAUAUGCUGCUGAAGAUUGUGGAUGAAAUGGCCAGCGUGGGCAAUGAUCAACAAGAAAAGGCUGCUGGUGCCAGUGCAGAUGACCCAGGCCAGGAAGACCAGGAGCCCCCACCUAAGAGGGCCCGAACUGGGAGCCUGCAGGACAUGUACCAAGAAAUUCUCGCAGAGAAUGAUGUCACCAAACAAGCAACUACAGGCGAAACAGCAUCACAGGUGUAUGCAUACCUGGGAGAACCCACCAUCCUCAAGACAGCGUGCCCUUUGAAGUACUGGAGGUCCACCCACGCCCGCUUCCCUGCGCUUGCCCGAGUUGCACGCAAGUACCUCACUGCACCCUGUACCAGCGUAGACAGCGAACGGCUGUUCAGCGCCAUCUCCAAUGUCAUCGAUGAGAAGAGAAAUCGCAUACAUUGCGACAAUGCUGAGAUGCUUAUUUUCAUUCAGAAAAAUCUACCUCUCCUGGACAAGGGAAAAAAUUAGACCAGUCAUAGAGGCGAGUCAGCAUCAGUCUUUCAGCCUCAUUUAUUGCACUUCAAAAGGAGCGUCAUGUUUACUUGUCUGGCCUGAAGCUGUUUUUAUUUUUUGUGCCUUUCUUGUUUAUAUUUGCACCUUUUUGUUACUCAUACGAAAGAGCAGGGUUGACUGAGCCCAGUUUAUGAUGAUUGUGUUGGCAAAGUUAUGGCCUGUUAUGAAGGCCAGUCGGACUUUUAGCCUUGUUCACUUGAAGAAGGACUUUGUUUACUACUCUGGAAGGUCUGGACUGAAACUUUGUGCCUUCCUUGUUCUUAUGCUCAUGUGGAGCAGUGCUGAUUGUGCCCAGCUUAUAAUUUCAAUGAUUGCAUUAGCCCAAGUAAUGGGCUUGUAUUUAUUUUGCACUUUAAAAUGUUUCCUUGUUUUGCACUUUACCAAAUGCCAAAGUAUUGUUUGUAGCUCAAAGAAAUGUGCAGUUUUCAAAUUUGUACAGUUUAGUUGCCACAUUGAUUGUGAAUUAAUUCAAUUAAGGUGAUUGAGUUUUAGUGAAAGAAAUAGUCCAUGAAGCAGCCUACAAAUGCAGGCUAAAUUAACACUGCAAGAAGAAGAGUAGCCUGUCUGUUAUUUUAGUUUAUUUAGUUGUUAUUUUAGUUACAUGCUGCACGUAGUUCUACAGGUACAAUGUUUUACAAUGUGUGAAGAAGUCAAAUUUGCCCUAUUUGUAAGGAGCAUUGUCAAGAAUAUCUCAGACAGUGUGAUCCAAACUGUUGUUUGAGACAAUUUAAAAAUAAAUAAAUAUGGCACUUUUUCCACAACUCAAGUUGAAGUA
Messenger RNA from Salarias fasciatus (jewelled blenny), 2711 nucleotides. Its product is annotated as zinc finger BED domain-containing protein 4. Lineage: Eukaryota; Metazoa; Chordata; Actinopteri; Blenniiformes; Blenniidae. Gene Ontology annotation, molecular function: protein dimerization activity; DNA binding. The coding region runs from base 35 to 1891 and encodes 618 amino acids. The transcript has 2 exons. The record is from RefSeq and is a predicted model, not a curated record.